UUUAGUUGAGUGGUGAAGACAGUAGUACAUGACCACCAACCUAUGCAGCCAACAUGAUCAAAAAGCCAACAAAAACGCAAAGAAAGAAAGACAGCAAGCUUUGUGUGUUGUGUUUUUCUCUGCACACAACACACAGAUCUAACCAACAUCAACAUGGGGUGACUCAAAAACAAAAACUAAAAACCACACAAUAAAAGAAAACAAAAACAAAAACAAAUAAAGAAGAUAAAGCAGCUGAACUUGUUCAUCGCCGCCACUGGAAAUCACAACCCAAUACCUCAAAAGUUUCAAUUUUUGUUUUCUUUUGUUUUUGGGGGGUAAUUUUGUAAUUAUUCAGGCACAUCAGAUUUUUAUUUUUCUUUCUUCCCAUUAAAUUUUGGAAAUUGGGAACAAACUCAUCAGGUAGAAGAAACUGUGUUGUGUUGUGUUGACUUUGUGGUCAAAACACACAAAUUGCUGUGUGGUUCUGGUUUUGAUUCACACAAUCUUCCAAAGGAUUGAGUUCCUUGCAGCUGCAUCAGAAGACGAAAAGGCCGGUUUGAUUGUUUCGUCGUGAUGGCGACUCUAGCUCAUGCGAAUUCUAGGAGAAUGUAUUCAUGGUGGUGGGACAGCCACAUAAGCCCAAAGAAUUCAAAAUGGCUCCAAGAAAAUCUGACUGACAUGGAUGUCAAGGUGAAGCAAAUGAUUAAGCUUAUUGAAGAAGAUGCUGAUUCAUUUGCACGGAGAGCAGAAAUGUAUUAUAAAAAACGGCCAGAGCUUAUGAAAUUGGUCGAAGAGUUUUAUCGGGCUUAUCGGGCAUUGGCUGAAAGAUAUGACCAUGCAACUGGAGUGAUCCGCCAUGCACAUCGAACAAUGUCCGAAGCAUUUCCUAAUCAAGUUCCAAUGAUGCUGACAGAUGAUUUACCAGAGACUGAGCCACGCACACCGGAUUCGCGGCACCCUUCGCGUGCAUUCGACCUCAAUGGAGCUAAUACUGAAGAUCAUGAUUCUUCUAUAAACAAAACAGGUUUAAAACACCUCAAUGAUCUUUCUAUCCCCAGAGAACAUGAAAAUUUUUCGAAGUUUCCAGAAGGAAAUGCUAGAAGGGGUCUCGAUUUUCAUGACUCACAAGAGGAUGGUGGAGGGCUAAACAAUGGAAGCCACGAUGAAAAAACUCGAGCCUUGUCAGAAUCUGAACGGGUGACAAAAACUGAGACAGAAAUUUUGGCCUUAAAGAAAGCCAUUGCUAAAUUAGAAGAUGAAAAGGAAGCUGGUUUGCUUCAGUAUCAGCAGAGUUUGGAGAGAUUAUCUAAUCUUGAAUCAGAAGUUUCUUCUGCACAAGAGAAUUCUCGGAAACUUGAUGAGCGAGCAAGUAAAGCUGAAGCUGAAGUUCAAGCCUUGAAGGAAGCCCUCAAAGAAUUACAAGAUGAAAGGGAAGCUAGUCUUCUUCGGUAUCAGGAAUGCUUGGAGAAAAUAUCUAAUCUGGAGAAUAAUAUUUCUUUUGCUCAAAAGGAUGCAGGAGAACUCAAUGAACGAGCUGCUAAAGCGGAAACAGAAGUCGAGUCUCUAAAGCAGGACCUUGCUAGAGUUGAAGCUGAAAAGGAAGCUGCCCUUGUUCAAUAUCAACAGUGUCUGGAGACAUUAUCGAAAUUGGAGGAGAGGUUAAAAGAAGCUGAGGAAAAUGCAAGAAGAAUUACUGAGCAGGCUAAUGCAGCUGAACAUGAAAUCGAGGCGAUGAAGUUAGAAAUUGCCAAACUCACUGAAGAGAAGGAAGAUGCUGCUUUGCGUUAUCAGCAAUGCUUGGAGAUAAUUUCCAGUUUGGAGCAUAAACUCUCUUGUGCUGAAGAGGAAAUGCGUAGGCUACAUUCCCAGAUAAAUGAAGGGAUUGAAAAGUUACGCAAUUCCGAAGAGAAGUGUCUUCUCUUGGAGACAUCAAAUCACACUCUGCAUUCUGAAUUGCAGUCUUUAGCCCAAAAGAUGGGAUCUCAAAAUGAAGAACUAAGUGAGAAGCAGAAAGAGUUGGGGAAAAUUUGGAGUUGCUUACAAGAGGAGAGGCUGCGGUUCAUUGAGGCCGAAACUGCAUUCCAAACUCUUCAGGAUUUGCAUGCCCAAUCUCAGGAAGAGCUUAGAUCUCUUGCUGCCGACCUUCACGGUAAGGCUGAAAAACUGGAGAAUGUGGAAUCACAGAAGCAGGCUUUACAGGAUGAAGUACACAGGGUCAAUGAGGAAAACAAGAUUCUAAAUGAGCUCAAAAUUUCUUCAUCUCUAUCUAUGCAGAAUUUGCAGGAUGAGAUAUUGAAACUCAGGGAGACUAUAGAGAAAGUGGAGCAGGAGGUUGAGCUGCGAGUUGAUGAAAGAAAUGCUCUUCAGCAAGAAAUUUACUGUCUUAAGGAGGAGCUUAAUGAUAUGAAUAAAAGACAUGAAACUCUGAUGGUCGAAGUGAGGUCAACGGGCUUUGAUCCAGAGUGUUUCGGGUCGUCUGUGAAAGAAUUACAAGAUGAGAACACGAAGUUGAAGGAGACGGUUGAGAUAGAGAGCGUCAGAGGAAAGGUAAAGGCGUUGGAAGAAACAUGCGAAUCUUUGCUUGCGGAGAAAUCAAUGCUUCUUGCCGAGAAGGCCGCCUUAUUUUCCCAGUUACAAACAACUUCUGAAAAUCUGGAGAAUCUCUCAGAAAAGAACAAACUUUUAGAAAAUUCACUGUUUGAUGUGAAUGCUGAACUUGAAGGAUUAAAGGUAAAGUCGACGACCUUAGAAGACACGUGCAAGUUACUUGACAAUGAGAAGUCCAGUGUCAUCUCUGAGAAAGAAACCUUACUUUCACAGUGGAACAUCACACAGCAAACACUGCAAGAUCUUGAAAAACAGCACAGUGAAUUGGAGAUGCAGCAUUUGGAAUUAAAAGGAGAGAGAGAGUCUGCACUGAAAAAGGUAGAAGAGUUACUGGUUUCCCUAUAUUCCGUGAGGGAAGAGCAUUCCAGAGUCACUAAGUUGAGUGAAAAUGAAUUGGCUGAGAAGCAAUCACAAAUUCAUGCUCUACAAGAAGAUGCAGAUCUCCAGAAGAAGGAGUAUGAGGAGGAACUGGACAGAGCAAUGCAUGCUCAAAUAGAAAUUUUUAUCUUGCAGAAAAGUAUUCAGGAUUUGGGGAACAAGAACUUUUCCCUUCUAAUUGAGAGUCAGAGGCUUUUGGAGGCAUCGAAGUUGUCCGAGAGAAUGAUAUCUAAACUGGAGACCGAAAAUGUUCGGAAACAGGUUGAUGUGGAUUCUUUGUCUGAGAAAAUCAGAAUACUAAGAAUUGGGCUGCUUCAGGUACUGAAAACUCUCAACACUGAUGGCGAACAUUUGCGUGAAGAUACGCAUGAAGAAGAUCAGAUGCUUCUAAACCGUAUACAUCAAAAGCUUCAAGAUGCAAAUGAUUCCUUUGACACAGUUUUCAGUGAAAGCCAGCAAGUGGCUGUUGAGAAUUCGGUUCUGGUUAUGUUCCUUGGGGAAAUGAAACAAAAGUUAGAGAAUCUUGUGACAGAAAGAGAUGCACUCGACGAGGAAUUCAAGAUCCAGUCGAAGCAGUUCUUGGCAUUGCAAAUCGAGGUCCAGAAGAUAUUGGAGAAGAAUCAGGAGUUGAAGUCGACAAUAUACAAGGGAGAAGAGAGAAUGGAAAUAAUGACAUCCGAAAUAGAGAAUCUGCGAAAACAGGUGGCAGACUUGGAAGAGGGAAACAAAUUCUUGAAUGAAGAAAAUAGCAAAAUAUUUGAAGAGAAAAAGUCCUUGACAGGAAGAUUUCUAGAUCUUGGCGAAGAGAAAAGUAAGUUGGAAGAAGAAAUGUGUUUUGUGAUCCGCGAGAUAAUAGCUCAGUCUAAUAUUUCUGUGAUCUACGAGAACAUUAUCUUCGAGAAACUUAUGCAACUUAAAGAACUAGAUGAAGAUCAUCAGAAGCUUUGUUCGAUAAACAAUGACCUUGAAGAGAGAUUGAAACUAAUGGUGGGAAAAUUAGAGCAUUCAGAAUUGGAAAAUUCACAUCUCAAAGACUUAUUUGUGAAGUCAAAUGUUGAAUUGAAGUUAGUUGAAUCUGUCAAUGAUCAAUUAAGUUGUGAGAUUACAAAUGAAAAGGAAUUGCUCUCCAGAAAGGAAAAUGAGCUUUUGGAAGCAGCCACACUGUUUAAUGCUUUGCUGGCUGAGAAAACAGAAUUGCAUAGAAUGGUGGAAGAUCUGAAGUUUAAGUAUGAUGAGGCGACGGGGAUACUUAAAGACCAGGCAAAUCAAAUUCUGAAAUUAUCCUCGGAUAAGGAUCGCCAAACCGAAGAGCUCGAACACCUUUGCGAAGUGAAUCAGAAGUUGGAGAAUGAAAUGAGGCACCUGCAUCAACAACUUGGUGAAACUAAGUUGAGAGAAAAGGAGUUGAGUUAUGAGGUGCAGAAGGGAACGGACGAGAUUGAAGAAUGGGAAACUCGGGCUACAACACUCUAUGCUGAACUGCAAAUUUCUUCUGUCAUUGAAACAUUGUUUGAAGGGAAGGUCUGUGAACUAUCCGAUGUGUGCGAGAAUCUUGAACGCAAAAACCACUCUAAAGAACUGGAAAGCGAGCAGCUGAAGGAAAGAGUUAGCCAGUUGGAAGGCGAAAAUGGAAGACUGCAUGGUCAGUUAGCUGCUUAUGUCCCGGCAGUUGCCGCUUUAACCGAUAGUGUAACAUCUCUGGAAAUGCAGACUGUUACAAAUCGAAAACCUCAUGACCAUGAAGAAUCUAAGGUUCAAAAGAUGUUGGUAGAUCAUGAAAACACUGAAAGUGGUCAACAAACAAGUGAAGAUCGGACUGUCGUGGCACCGGAUGCACUCGCAGACCUGCAGAGGAGGAUCCUGGCAAUUGAAACAGCAGUGAAGCUGAUAAAUGAAAGCAGGCAUGCUUCUCAAGCGAAUGAAGCGAAUGAGAAUUGGAAUGGAGGCGCUUCAGACCUGAGAACAGGGAAAUCCAGGCCAGAUGUUCCUGUAACCGAGAUUGAAGUUCUGCCAAAAGACAUCAUGCUUGAUCAAAUCUCUGAGUGUUCAUCAUAUGGGAUAAGUAGGAGAGAUACACCUGAGGCUGAUGAUAAGAUGCUCGGCUUAUGGGAAAGUGCCAAUACACCGAAUUUCACGGAUGAACCGGGUGGCUACAAUCGAAGAGGAGCAACCAAGGAUUCGAAAAGUAAGCAUCCUUCGUCGGAGUCUUUGGUGGAAAAGGAGUUGAGUGUGGACAAAUUAGAGAUCUCGAGACGAAUGAAGCUGGCACACGAGGAAGGCAACAAGAGCAAAGUUCUAGAAAGGCUUGAUUCCGAUGCGCAGAAGUUGAUAAACCUUCAAAUAACCAUACAAGAUUUGAUGAAGAAGAUGGAGAUUACUGAGAAAAGCGCAAAGGGAAAAGGUGUUGACUAUGAAGCUGCGAAAGGACAACUUGAAGCUGCUCAAGAGACCGUCACGAAGCUGUCCGAUGCCAACAGUAAGCUGACAAAGAAUGUCAAAGAAGGUACAUUGUCUUCCGGCAGGAAGGACUCGGCAGACUUGGACGAGAGCGGAAGCGUCGGCAAAGAGAGAGGAGUCUUGGAACAGGCACGGCGAGGAUCCGAAAAAAUAGGACAACUGCAGCUAGAGGUUCAAAGACUGCAGUUUCUGCUUCUGAAACUUGAUGGUGGAAAAGAAAACAAGGAGAAAGCAAGAUUCAUGGAUCGAAGUCCUCGAGUACUUUUGCGCGAUUAUCUCUACGGCGGCGCAAGAAACAACCAGCAGAAGAAGAAGAAGAAAGGUUUUUGUGCAUGUGUGAGACCUCCAACCAAAGGAGAUUGAGUUAGCAAAACCAUUUUCUCGGCAUAUUUUUAGCAUAGUAUUAUUUCAAAUAACAUGAGACAUUACAUUUAGCUUUCUUGUUUGUAAAGUUUCCUUUUUUAUAUAGAUGGUAUAAAUGAUCCUUACAUGUUUUGAUCCUUUUGUACAUUUUGUGCCUCAUAUAUUCAUAAGAAGAGGCUAAGAUGGAAUUUUCACCAUUUUGUUUUUCUA
This is a messenger RNA of Arachis duranensis, 5997 nucleotides long. RefSeq names its product protein NETWORKED 1D. Lineage: Eukaryota; Viridiplantae; Streptophyta; Magnoliopsida; Fabales; Fabaceae. The transcript has 5 exons. Gene Ontology annotation, molecular function: actin filament binding. Bases 556 to 5787 code for a protein of 1743 amino acids. Gene Ontology annotation, cellular component: plasma membrane. The record is from RefSeq and is a predicted model, not a curated record.